Molecule: messenger RNA, 924 nt
Organism: Silurus meridionalis
Lineage: Eukaryota; Metazoa; Chordata; Actinopteri; Siluriformes; Siluridae
Exons: 2
Coding region: 16-924 (302 amino acids)
Source: RefSeq, a predicted model, not a curated record
CAGCAGCUGGAGGCCAUGACAGAGGAGGAAGUGGUGUUCCAGAGGAAAUUAUUUGCUAUGUCCAUGUUCGAGAAGCACAGCGGUACAUCACCUAUCAGUAUCAUGUCACCUUGGUGUAGGGACGAUUUUCUAGAACAAUGUUUUAAAAUACUAAAAAGUACGAACGGCCCGGUAUUUUACGAAAGUGGAGAAUUAAAAAAUUAUGAUGCGAGUAAAAAGCUGGUGAUUCCAAAGGAAACACAGUGUAUAAUAGAAAUAAUAAAUUAUGAACAACAAUAUAUUGAAAAUGGAUGUGGUUGUUAUUAUGGCUUCGGCCACGUCUUGACCGCUUUACACGUCGUCAAAGACGCAAAUCCUUACGAUUCUAACAUGCUCGUCGUUUUCAAGAUGGAAGAAAUUGUACUGGUUUAUAAAGCUAGAUUUGAAGAUUCGUGUAACCGCGACAAAGCUAAAGAUCAGGCGUUUAUCAAAUUAUAUGGCGAUACUACACCUCUUGGUGAGGGCUUACACAAUCAGGUCGGUAAAAGCAAUAAAAACGGCGUAUUCUUUCGAACCGUAGACGCCGACGGGAAUUUUCGUAAGCGCGAAGGUCAAAUCUGUCGUCCAAAUUCAAACAUUAGAAAACAAAUGAGUCCUGGUGAGUUUAUAAUGAAUGUAGCUGGUGAAGCUGGAGACAGUGGUUCACCUGUAUUCAAUACCACCACCGGUGAACUGAUCGGAGUUUAUAGAGGCGUCUUUACACCCCCUGAAAAAAAAAACAAUAAAAAAACCCGUUUUGGCCACUAUACUGAAAUUUCUCCAAACUUUUCACCCUGGCGCCAAAUGACGUCUUCUGUUUUUGCAGAUUUGAUUAAAGAAACCUUUCACUAUUUUGUCCGAUUUCUAGUCAAGUCCAAUCCAAACACUCCUGUGGUGUCUGAUUGA